Ipomoea nil (Japanese morning glory) is the source of this 1801-nucleotide messenger RNA. RefSeq names its product sphingosine kinase 1. Gene Ontology annotation, molecular function: kinase activity. Bases 258 to 1673 code for a protein of 471 amino acids. Lineage: Eukaryota; Viridiplantae; Streptophyta; Magnoliopsida; Solanales; Convolvulaceae. Gene Ontology annotation, cellular component: cytoplasm; membrane; intracellular membrane-bounded organelle. The transcript has 10 exons. Gene Ontology annotation, biological process: sphingosine biosynthetic process. The record is from RefSeq and is a predicted model, not a curated record.
UCGCUAGAAUUGGAUUUUAUAAUUCGGUUCAAGUUCAAUAAUGGCGGGCACGAAACCCAAUCUUUCCUCGUCCACGUGACGGAAACGAUUCAAACGAGGUUGAAUCUGGGGUCCACAUCCGUUAUAUAUAUAUAUAAAUUUACCUUAAAAAAGAAUCGUUGUCUUGUACGGAAUACUUAUCAAACCCGCUGUCUGAGGUGCCGGAAUAGCCAAAUCCAAGUGCUCGUCUAUCCCGGUUCGGUUUAAUUCCGGAUCAAAUGGACCCCGGGGAGACAGUUCUCUCGGACCGGGUAAGAAUCAAUGGCAUCGAAACUCCAGUGACGCUCACAGCCGGCGGACAGCUCCGGUGGCCGGCCCGGUGCCUGUGGAUAGAGAAGCAGGUCCUCGGAUUCUCAGUCGAAGGUUCACUGAUCAAAAUCAGGGCUGUUGUGGAAAGCGAAGCUGGAAUCUGCUGUUGCGAGAACAAAACAGCUCUCCUCAGAAAAACCUUCACCUUGGAGCCGUUUUCUGAGGAAUCUUUCCGGCUCUGGACUCAAAAGCUCCAAGAAUUCAUCGAUUCUCUGGGUCGACCGAAGAGACUCUUUAUAUUUCUGAAUCCAUAUGGAGGAAAGAAAUCUGCCUCCAAGAUUUUUCUUGACGACGUAAAACCACUGCUUGAGGAUGCAAAUGUUGAAUAUGCAUUGCAAGAAACCAAAUAUCAGCUUCAUGCCAAGGAAAUUAUUCGUAACUUGGAUCUUUCAAAGUACGAUGGAGUUGUUUGCGUUAGUGGAGAUGGGAUUUUGGUUGAGGUAGUUAAUGGGCUGCUCGAAAGGGAGGAUUGGAAGACUGCAAUAAAGAUAUCGCUUGGAGUAAUACCUGCAGGCACCGGAAAUGGCAUGGUGAAAUCUCUUCUAGAUUCAGUUGGAGAGCCUUGUUCCGCUUCUAAUGCAACUCUUGCUAUUAUUCGAGGGCACAAGCGAGCACUAGAUGUAGCUACCAUUUCACAGGGGCAAACCAAGUUUUUCAGUGUAUUGAUGCUUGCUUGGGGACUUAUAGCUGACAUUGACAUCGAGUCUGAGAAGUACAGGUGGAUGGGGAGUGCACGAAUAGAUUUUUAUGCUCUUCAACGGAUGUUCUGUCUUAGAAGGUAUAAUGGGUGUAUAAGGUUUGUGCCUGCACCUGGUGAUGAAGUUCAUGGAGAGCCCACUGAACCUAUGGAAGUUUAUUCAAAUGGCGGCCCGGAAAGCGGCUAUUCUGGUCCUUCGGAUGUUGAUGUACAGAAAUCAAACUGGCGGAAAAUUGAUGGUCCUUUUGUUUCAGUCUGGCUCCAUAAUGUACCCUGGGGUAGUGAAGAUACUAUGGCUGCACCUGAUGCCAAGUUUUCAGAUGGCUAUCUGGACUUGAUCGUGGUAAAGGAUUGCCCGAAGUUGGCCUUGCUAUCGUUGAUGACUGGAUUAAACAAUGGCGGCCAUGUCAAGUCCCCAUAUGUCUUUUACUUCAAGGUUAAGGAAUUUGUUCUGGAGCCAGGUGCAAGAGCCGAGGAUCCAUCUAAGGAUGGGAUCAUCGACGUGGAUGGCGAGGUUGUUGCCCGAGGUCGAGGAACAUACAAGUGUGAAGAGAGAACCUUAAUGGCUUAUGAUAAGCUUCAUAUUAAAAUGGAUCAGGGGUUGGCUACUAUCUUUUCCCCCAUUUAGAAUCUGCUAUUAUUGUGUUUAGUGGGUUCUGUUUGGUUUCAGGAUUAGCUUAUUUGCAGAAUUGUGAAAACCCUCUUUCAUAAAUAUAAGGAAAUGCAAUAUACAGUUAAGAUUCAAUUCAUCACUGC